Messenger RNA from Durio zibethinus, 2333 nucleotides. RefSeq names its product synaptotagmin-5-like. Gene Ontology annotation, molecular function: lipid binding. The record is from RefSeq and is a predicted model, not a curated record. Gene Ontology annotation, cellular component: endoplasmic reticulum. NCBI's taxonomy places the organism in Eukaryota, Viridiplantae, Streptophyta, Magnoliopsida, Malvales, Malvaceae.
UUCACUCACUUUCUUGCAUCUCCUGCCGCGAUUUCUCCGCCCCCUAAAAUCUUAUUAAGUGUCUUAAUCUUCUGUUUCUUUACUUAAUUUCACGAUUUUGCCACUUAACCCACCGCUAAAUCUUCAAAAGCAUUUUUUUUUUUAAUCUUUGACCUUUUUAAAAGUUUCACCAUCAUUGAGCUUUCAGAAGAAACAAAAUAAAAAAUAAAAAAAAGUGUGCUUUCGUUCUCAAAUUCCAAUCUUGAAAAUGGGUUUCGUUGCCGGACUCGUAAUUGGGCUUGUCGUCGGCCUCGGUAUUAUCGUUCUCUUUGUUCGUUCGGAGAACUCUCGAUCGAAGCGUCGGAAUGAACUCGCAACGACGGUGGCUGCUUUUGCAAGAAUGACGGUGGAAGAUUCUAGAAAGAUCUUGCCGCCACAAUUUUACCCUUCUUGGGUGGUCUUCUCGCAGCGCCAGAAGUUGACGUGGCUUAAUCAACACCUUACGAAGAUCUGGCCUUAUGUUAAUGAGGCAGCAUCUGAACUAAUAAGGACUUCGGUGGAGCCGGUGCUUGAGCAAUAUAGGCCGAUCAUAUUGGCUUCUUUAAAGUUUUCCAAGUUUACUCUUGGCACUGUUGCACCACAGUUUACUGGAGUAAGUAUUGUUGAAGAUGGAGCUGAUAGUGUUACAAUGGAGAUGGAAAUGCAGUGGGAUGCAAAUUCAAGUAUAAUACUUGAUAUCAAGACUUAUCUUGGUGUAUCACUACCUGUGCAGGUGAAAGAUAUUGGAUUCACUGGAGUUUUCAGGUUGAUAUUUAAGCCGCUAGUGAAUGAGUUUCCUUGCUUUGGAGCUGUUUGUUUUUCUCUGAGAAAAAAGAAGAAGUUGGAUUUCACCCUGAAAGUCAUUGGUGGUGACAUAUCAACUAUUCCUGGACUUUCUGAUGCUAUUGAGAGCACAAUAAGGGAUGCUAUUGAAGAUUCUAUCAUGUGGCCAGUCAGAAAAAUUAUUCCUAUUUUGCCUGGUGACUAUAGUGAUUUGGAGUUAAAGCCUGUUGGAAUACUAGAGGUGAAGCUUGUCCAGGCACGGGACUUAACAAACAAAGAUAUUAUUGGAAAAUCAGAUCCCUAUGCUUCAUUAUAUGUACGCCCUUUACCUGACAAAACAAAAAGAAGUAAAAUAAUUAACAAUGAUUUGAAUCCUAUUUGGAAUGAGCAUUAUGAAUUUGUUAUUGAGGAUGCAACAACUCAGCACUUGGUGGUAAAAAUUUAUGAUGAUGAGGGGCUUCAGGCAUCUGAACUCAUUGGAUGUGCUCAAGUACAUCUAAGGGAACUUGAACCUGGUAAAGUGAAGGAUGUCUGGUUAAAUCUGGUUAAAGACUUGGAGAUCCAGAGAGAUACUAAGAACAGGGGGCAGGUGCACUUGGAGCUCUUGUACUGUCCCUUUGGCAUGGAGAAUGGUUUUACAAACCCCUUUUCGCCUAACUUUUCAAUGACCUCCUUGGAGAGGGUUCUUAAAAGUGGAGCAAAUGGAACUGAUGAUAUUGAAAAUGAAAAAGCAUUUACACAGAAGAAAAAGGAGGUUAUUAUUAGAGGAGUACUGUCUGUGACUGUGAUAUCUGCUGAAGAUUUGCCUGUUGUUGAUUUAAUGGGAAAGGCUGAUCCCUAUGUUGUGCUCACAAUGAAGAAAUCAGGAGCGAAAAACAAAACUAGGGUUGUGAAUGAAAGCUUGAAUCCAGUUUGGAAUCAAACAUUUGACUUUGUUGUCGAGGAUGGAUUACAUGAUAUGCUAAUCCUUGAAGUCUGGGACCAUGACACUUUUGGGAAGGACUACAUGGGGAGAUGCAUUUUGACAUUGACUAGGGUUAUUUUGGAAGGGGAAUACAAAGAUUGCCUCCAGAUAGAGGGAGCUAAAUCCGGAAAAUUGAAUCUGCAACUUAAGUGGAUGCCACAGCCAAUUUUCCGUGACUCCUAAGUGAUCCGAAGACAGGUUCGGAGUUCUAAUAUGAGAGAACCAGUUAUGCAAAUCUGAGUUUGCGACUCAAGUCGAUUCCAAAGCCAGAUUAUUCCAAUUCCUGGGUUGACCAUGUUCAGUAUCGUCUAUAUCACAGCUCUGAGAGGGUGUUCUACCCUCAGUAGUCAGUCCCGAUACCCUGGGUAUGUACUUGUAGGAGCUAAUACUUAAAACUGCGUACAUAAAUAUUUUUCAGCAGCUCUAGGCUUUGUGUAAAGUUGGAGUUUUGGGAUACUAUACCAUUCAGAACAAACAGCAUGGUUUACAUGAGAAAUGGAAUUUCCAAUUUCAUUUUAGCACGCAGAGCAGGGUCCUGUCACUCAUUUUUUUUAUCAAGGUAAAGCUU